CUCAACGUCAAUUACCUCCAUGAGUGAGAGCGUGAGCCGGCACAGGAUCACCAUAAGGAACGCAAGAUGUUGAUAAUUGUGAACCAUAUGUAUCUGAUAAGUUGCUACAACUACGACAAGUACUACAAGGAGGACUUUUGCUCUUAAGAACACGACAGCAUUAUCUCUAGCUCUACCGAAAAAAACAAGCGACAGCAAGAAAAGAAAGGUAAAACGAAAGUUUAACUUCGUGUGUCAUUAGCAAGCCCUUUUUUUUAGACAACCAUCCAAGAACCUUCUCUUUCAUCAUCAAAAUAUAAUGAUGCGGUUUCUAUGCUCCAUCCUCUUCUCCGCGUGCUGCUUCAUCCCAACAUCCGAUGCAUUUUCGUUUUCCCUCGCCUCGGUCCCGAAGGGGUCUGUGGAGGAGAAGAAGGUGCUGGACAAGCUAGAACAGCAAUUAUGGCCAGCGUUAAUCUUUCUCAGCAUCUCAGUUCCUCGUCUUCCCAUAAAGAAGUACAAGGGAGAAGAAGGCACCGAAAUGAGGGAUCGUUCUCAGCAUCAUCUCGGUAGCCUUUCCCAUAAACUACUUCCUUACAAGGGAAAAAAAUAUAGACUACCGAGUAGGUGAUGGGACUUUUGGGAUAGUAGAUUCCCAAGCACGACAUGAACGCUCUUUCUAAGGCGAGAGAAAAAGAUUGCGGUGGCAGUGAAACGUAUGACCGCACUUGAGAAAAGCAAUGCGGAGAGCAUGGAGAAACGAAAACAGCUUUUUUUCAGCUCGAGCAAAGCAGGGAAUGGUAAGUUAACAUAUUUAUACAUACAGAUGAGCAUGAGUAGGAGGAACCCUCUCAUCAAAUGAAUACGAAUAGGACGAAUCCAUCUGACCUUUUAUGGCAUGAUUGAUUUCCUACUUUCCCAACUACGUACUUUCUUCAUUCCCACCACCAGGAUCCCCUACAAAAGUUGCCGCGAAGCAAGUGUCUUUGGAGAAAAGUAUGCAAGAGUGGGAUGAGAAGAUGGCCCGUUUGAAUCGCAAGUCCAGGAUUGGUGCUGUCAACGUCCUGAGCAAACUCCGCAACGCAAUCCAUUUGGUCAAAAAAGGAGCUUUGACGGUUAAGAAAUGAUUGUUUGUAGAAGUUGCGGGUUUGAGGUUCGCUUUCACUUCUAUUCAGUUCUGGUUCAUAACCACCUUUAAUUGAUGUCAUCUUCUUGUCGUUAUUCUUCUCCAGAAACGAGAAAUUCCCUUCUAACGCUUGCAAGAACAAGGAAGCGAAAGCGCAACUGCAGAAAUUGAUGCAGCACAUGGGACAGAUGGCUGCAUGAGCAAAGCUUACAGUUUUGAGUUUUUCUAGGAAGGUGGAACUGGUGUUGUACAGAGGUGGAAUCAAUGCUGCACAGAACGUAGUCGUACUAGUACGUACUAGAGAGAUGAUGAAUUCUCAUCCUCAUGUUUUUACUGUGAUGGUGGAUGAGCAUCAACAUGUUGAAGAUUUAGCACGACAACUCAGAAAUAACAUAAUAUGACGUUUUGUUUUGUUUUUUCCGAAAAGAGAUUUAUUUUUUAGAAGAUUUAGCUUUUUUUACUCUCUCACCCUCGGCUCCGUCCGACAGAUGAGGUUCCUAUACCUGAAGAAAAGCCGCUUACAGCUGGUGACUCAGUCGAGCACUUCCCUACUGCUCCUGCAAUGGUACUAGAGCGCACACUGACGAACAGAAAGGACAGGCACUCCUGUGCGCUCUUUUUAGGUUGAAAUUGUUUGAGAGGACAGAGAGAGGGAAUUUCUUGAAGAAACGUUGGAAAUGCGAUGACCUCGAGCACAACCAAAAGCAAAUCUUCAAUCAAGCGAACAGCUUUUGCUUACCUAUGUAUCUAUAGAAAACGUAAGUCUAAGUUCUG
Messenger RNA from Amoebophrya sp. A25, 1876 nucleotides. The record is from the annotation of a GenBank genome assembly. NCBI's taxonomy places the organism in Eukaryota, Dinophyceae, Syndiniales, Amoebophryaceae.